Strongylus vulgaris is the source of this 396-nucleotide messenger RNA. The record is from the annotation of a GenBank genome assembly. NCBI's taxonomy places the organism in Eukaryota, Metazoa, Nematoda, Chromadorea, Rhabditida, Strongylidae.
AUGCGAGAAAAAGUGGAAAACUGCAUUGUUAAAGAGAAGAGGGCAGACGACUGGAUCGAUAUCUGGUGGGGCAAUGCUAAUGGACCAAUGGAAAAUGGAGAAGAUUCAUGGGAAAGAGGAUUUAGCACAACUUUUCGACAACAAUCCACUAAUCACCAAGGAUCUCUACGGAACUUGCCACAAUCCGGCACCGGAAUGGAUUGCGAAACAUCGGGUUUGCGCCGCCACUCCGGCCGUCGGUCCGCAAUUAUCGGCGGCACUGACCCGACAACCGCGACGCAUCUAGUCUGCGUUUCCGAUUUCAUCGUGCUCUUUCAUCGUUUCUGUUUGGCUGCAGCGCGGCGCAAUAGAAGCCGUCGGGCAUAUCGUUGGGUAAAUCCAGACGAAGUCAACUGA